Messenger RNA from Betta splendens (Siamese fighting fish), 2930 nucleotides. RefSeq names its product SH3KBP1 binding protein 1 (gene shkbp1). The transcript is spliced from 17 exons. Bases 126 to 2702 code for a protein of 858 amino acids. Gene Ontology annotation, molecular function: protein binding. NCBI's taxonomy places the organism in Eukaryota, Metazoa, Chordata, Actinopteri, Anabantiformes, Osphronemidae. The record is from RefSeq and is a predicted model, not a curated record. Gene Ontology annotation, biological process: protein homooligomerization.
UUUACCUCCGCCCUGCGGCGCGACAGGAAGUUUGCUGUAAAACAACAACGGAAGCUGGCUUUAUCCCAGAGAUGGAUUAAAACUAAAACCUGCGCGUUGUUGUUGAGCGUCAGACUUUUCCCGGGAUGUCGAGCGCGACGAGGAGCGGAGACAUCGUCCACCUGAAUGUCGGAGGGAAAAGGUUCAGCACCUCCCGGCAGACGCUCACAUGGGUUCCUGACUCCUUUUUCUCCAGCCUUCUGAGCGGUCGGAUCUCGACUCUGAAGGAUGAGACUGGCGCUAUCUUCAUCGACCGGGACCCCUCUCUCUUCGCUUCCAUUCUCAACUUCCUGCGGACGAAGGAGCUGCACCCUCGCUCUAUCAACGUGCACAUGCUGAUGCAUGAAGCAGAGUUCUAUGGCAUCACGCCCCUGGUUCGUAAGCUGCAGCUGUGUGACGAGUUGGACCGAUCGUCCUGUGGCAACGUGCUGUUCAACGGCUACCUGCCUCCACCCGUGUACCCAGCGAAGCGGCGUAACCGUCACAGUGUGGCAGGAUCCCAGUUCGUGGCGGGCAGAGUGGUUCCUGGGGAGCGGGUGCCGGUUAGACGUAGUAACACCAUGCCCCCCAACCUGGGGAAUGCUGGGAUACUGGGCCGAGCCAGCACAGAGGAGAGGUCGUCUGGAGGUCAGGUAUCAGAUCCUGGCCUGGUCCGGAUCAUCUGUGGUCAUCACAACUGGAUCGCCGUGGCCUACACGCAGUUUGUCGUCUGCUACAGGGUGAAGGAAUCAACCGGCUGGCAGCAGGUCUUCACUUCCCCUCGUCUGGAGUGGGUGAUUGACAGAGUCGCCCUCAAUGCCAAAGUGAUGGGCGGCUCAUUGGGAGACCACGACAAGAUGGUGGCUGUGGCCUCCGUGACAGAGAUCAUCCUGUGGUCCAUCUGUCCAGAUGGCAAUGGAAAUGAAAUCGGCGUCUUUAGUCUGAAUGUGCCGGUGGAGGCUCUGUUCUUUGUCGGCAACCAGCUGAUUGCCACCAGCCACGCUGGGAAGGUGGGCGUGUGGAACGCAGUCACCAAACACUGGCAGAACCAGGAGGUGGUUCCCAUCAGCAGCUACGACACAGCCGGCUCCUUCCUCAUUCUGGGCUGCAACAAUGGCUCCAUAUACUACAUAGACGUCCAAAAGUUUCCUCUUAGGAUGAAAGAUAAUGACCUGCUGGUGACAGAACUGUACCGGGACCCGACUGAGGACGCCAUCACUGCUCUGAGUGUUUACCUCACUCCUAAAACCAGUGACAGUGGAAACUGGAUUGAGAUCGCAUACGGGACCAGCUCUGGGACGGUUCGAGUCAUCGUUCAGCAUCCGGAGACUGUCGGCUCAGGGCCGCAGCUCUUCCAGACCUUCUCAGUCCACCGCAGCCCCGUCACCAAGAUAAUGCUGUCUGAGAAGCACCUCAUCUCAGUUUGUGCGGACAACAACCACGUGCGGACAUGGACGGUGACUCGCUUCAGAGGAAUGAUCUCCACCCAACCGGGAUCCACACCACUCACCUCCUUCAAGAUCCUCAGCCUGGAUGACGUAGACGGACACGGAGGCUGCAGCGCCGGAACAGAGAUCGGUCCGUAUGGAGAGAGAGACGACCAGCAGGUGUUCAUUCAGAGAGUUGUACCAGACACUGAUAAACUCUACGUGAGGCUGUCGUCCAAUGGAAAGAGGGUGUGUGAGGUCCGAUCUGUGGACGGUACCUCCAUCACAGCCUUUACCGUCCACGAGUGUGAAGGCUCGAGCCGCAUCGGCUCUCGGCCGCGGCGCUACCUGUUCAGCGGCCACAGCAACGGCAGCAUCCAGAUGUGGGACCUGACGACGGCCAUGGAGAUCGCUGACAAGGUCGACAUCAGAGUGCUGGGCGGGCCCACAGAGGAGGAGCUGCUGGAGCUGUUGGACCAGUGUGACCUCGCCCUGACUAGAACCCCGGACAGCACACCUAGAGCCUCCACCUGCAGUCUUCACACUCAGCUCAGUGACGGCUUACGGAUGGAGCGUAUCCACUCUGCAGGACGAGGAGCUGGGACUUCGGGGUCGUCUGCUUCGCUGUACGGCAGCCUCCCUCGACAGGCCCCUCCGGCUGUAGCCCCCAUCAAACCCAGCCUGUCAGCAGGGCCCGGCACGGCGCCGGCCUACGCCCACGGCUCCUCCAGUCCAGGUCACGCUGCCAGCCCACGGCCCUCCAGACACCUGGAUCGAGAAAGAGAGUGGGGGUCUGUCCGGAGGGGGAGCUUUGUGGAGCGCUGCCAGGAGCUGGCCAAGGGUUCUGAAGCAGCAGGUGGCGCUGGCUUCGGGCUCCCAGCGGGGCCAGAGGGCUGCAGGCGGAGCUUAGCUGUGUGCAGCGAGUUGGAGGCCCGAUUCGGCCUCAGGACCCACACCACCUUCUCUGUGUCACCCGGGGUUCGCCACUCACCUGGGAUACCCCCAUCACCGCUAUCAUCGUCGUCGUUGCACCGCAGGGCCACACCUACCUCCCCAACUAGCCCCGCCCCCACCGCAGGGAGCCCCACUCGCUCACAGACGCCUGUCUCACCUCGCCGCAGCACGGCUGCGUCCCCAGCGUCCCCAUCGUCCAUGGUCAUUGUCCCAGCGUCCCCCGAGAGUGCUCCGAGUCCCGACAGCCCUACAGCCGGUCCCCCCGCCAGCCCCAAACCACACAUGAAUGAGACCAGCUUCUGAAACGCUGAGGUUGUGACCACCCCAUCAUCUGCCAAACACCUGCUUCUGUUGCCCUGGUAACCACACACGUGGAGCUUUCCUGGCUUCCACUUUACCACAUGAUGACCUGAACCUAAUGUAAACAGAACCUAUGACAAACAGGACCAACACGUCAAUGUUUCACUACAACUGAUUAAUAUUUUUACUUUCUCAAUAAAUCAGAUCUCUCACUGACUGUUCUGAACCAGA